This is a messenger RNA of Lepidothrix coronata (blue-crowned manakin), 3181 nucleotides long. It is a transcript of the gene PTGFR, whose product is annotated as prostaglandin F receptor. The coding region runs from base 223 to 1314 and encodes 363 amino acids. Lineage: Eukaryota; Metazoa; Chordata; Aves; Passeriformes; Pipridae. Gene Ontology annotation, molecular function: prostaglandin F receptor activity. The transcript has 3 exons. Gene Ontology annotation, cellular component: plasma membrane. The record is from RefSeq and is a predicted model, not a curated record. Gene Ontology annotation, biological process: adenylate cyclase-activating G protein-coupled receptor signaling pathway; positive regulation of cytosolic calcium ion concentration; inflammatory response.
UGUGGGUAGGGAGGUGCAGUUUGGUGCCGGACUCCGCCUGAGGAGUUUCCCUGGACUUUGCCGGUCGAGCGCUCCUGGCUGGCAGAGAUGCCCCUGGCUCCGGCGUGCGCGGUUCCCAGUGUAGCUCAGUAACCGCAGACUUCAGCGGCAGUUUGUAGUACGGAUGCCUUUUGACUGCAAGAUUGCUGAAAUGCUUUGAGGGCUGUGCCUCCCUUCCUAACCAUGAACGGUUCAAAAUCACCGGGGCUGGCUGGAUUUGGAGUCUUGAGGAACACAACCUGCCACACGGAGAAGAAAAUUUCAGUUUUCUUUUCAAUAAUCUUCAUGACGGUGGGAAUUUUGUCCAACAGCCUCGCCAUAGCAAUUCUCAUGAAGGCAUACCAGAGAUUCAGGCAGAAAUCAAAAGCCUCCUUUUUGCUUCUUGCCAGUGGCUUGGUUGUCACAGAUCUCUUCGGCCACCUCAUCAACGGAGCCAUUGCAGUGUUUGUGUACGCGUCGGAUAAAGACUGGAUCCGAUUUAACCAGUACAACAUUCUUUGCAGUGUUUUUGGCAUCUGCAUGGUUUUCUUUGGUCUGUGCCCACUCUUCCUGGGCAGUGUGAUGGCCGUUGAACGGUGCAUUGGAGUCACUAAGCCAAUAUUUCACUCUACAAAAAUGACUUCUAGACAUGUGAAAAUGAUGUUGACUAUGGUAUGUCUGUUUGCUGUUCUUAUAGCUUUGCUGCCUAUUCUUAGGUUUAGAGCCUACCAAAUUCAAGCAUCGAGGACCUGGUGCUUCUAUAAAACAGAACAUGUUGAGGACUGGGAAGACAGAUUUUAUCUCUUACUUUUUUCUUGCCUUGGGUUACUGGCCCUUGCUAUUUCAUUCUUGUGCAAUGCUGUCACAGGAAUUACCCUCUUAAGAGUCAAACUUAAAAGUCAACAAAGACAAGGGAGAUCUCAUCAUUUUGAAAUGAUCAUUCAGCUCUUGGCUAUAAUGUGUGUUUCUUGCAUUUGCUGGAGUCCAUUCCUGGUGACCAUGGCCAGGAUUGGGAUUAACGAGAGCCGCUCGAAGGAGACGUGCGAAACGAUACUUUUCGCCCUCCGAAUGGCCACGUGGAACCAGAUUUUAGAUCCCUGGGUGUACAUUCUCCUCCGGAAGGCCGUGCUCAGGAACCUGUACAAGAUCACGAGGGGCUGUUGCGGUGUUCACAUCGUGAACUUGCACGUGUGGGAGCUCAGCUCCAUCAAGAAUUCUUUGAAGGUUGCGGCGAUAUCCGAGUCGCCGAGUUCCAAACAGAUAAACCCGCGGCCGCUCAGCUCGAGGGGACAGUGAAGUUUAACACAGUCUGUGAAGAGACAGUGGAGGCAACGCUCGUGCAGGGGCAGUACCUUGAAGUGAAUUCCAAGGCUCAGUGCUUUGGCACGUCUUUUAAAUUGUGAGUGGUUUGCUGUUGUCGCUCGCCGGUUUGAUAUUGCUACUCCAAAAGAUGCCCUGGGAUGUUUUAAUUCUUUCUGGAAUACAUCCCUUCCAAAACUGGUAGUGGAAUGAUAAGUCAUCCAUAUUUCUCCCUUCCAGGUACUAAAGUGAACAGGGCUCCUUAUAAUACUCCCCACCAAACCUUGGAGGGCUUCUUAAGACUGGAUGCGAGUGCAAAAGUGUUCUCCAAGGUGAUUUUUAAAAGGAGUAGAUUUUCUCUACCCCAAAUCCUUUGCAGAGUCACUUCUUUCUAGGAUAAAGUCCAGUGUCCUUUCCAUAAGGGUAUUCUUUGCUUCUAGGCAUUGAAUUUACCAAUUGUGUAUAUAAAAGACAUUUUGCUUGUUCCUAGUUUAUGAAAUGAUCCACUUUGCUUGGUUCAUUGAUUUGACCUCUUGUUAUUCCAUGAGUUUUUGGGGAGAGCUGCAAGCUUCAUCAGUGUAAGUGUUCCUUUCAGCUCACUGACAAAACCCAAGGUUUCCUGUGGGAACACAGGAGCAGAGCAGCUCAGCUUGCUUAGUUACAUUUUCAGAUUCAUUGGUGAGUUUUUAGUCCUUUCAAGAAAUUUUGUUGAAACGACCAGACAUAAAGCAGCGGUUGGUCUGUAAAAAUAGGUUUUCACCUCCCUCCCAGAACUGAAGGACAAUUCUGGAAGUGUUCCCCUAGUGCACAUACUGAAAUGCUCAUGUGGUACAUCUGCUUCAUUUGUUAAAGGUCACAAGUGUCUUGUGAAAAUGUGUGUGACCAAAUGAACACCUCUGCAGGGAACUGCUUUGGGAAUGUGGUUUUGUUUGUGCAAGCUGAAUGCUCAGUUUUUGCAGGGUCUGUGUCUGAAGAGCUGAGAACAUUCAGUAUAUUUGAAGGUACCAGAAGGUUUCCAGGACUUCACACAAAAGGCCCUUCACCUAUAAUGCUGCUAACAGAAGCUUUGGUUUUUGUGACUGUAUGCUGUUCAGAAGCAAAAAAUGAGAGGUGUUGUUUUAGGAUAAAAAGAUCUAUUUUAUUUUUAUCUACUUAACUUCAAAUAACUACAUUAGUGGUGUUGUUAUAUUUGAACAAAGUAGUUAAAAACAGAUUCACCAAGAGAACAGUCUGAGGGACCAAAACUAUUCACAAAGUACAAAUUCAUGUUGUACGUGAGAAUAGUUUAAGUCAGAAAAUAAAAAACCAAAAGGUGUAAAUAUUUCAUUUUUUUUUUUAAGCUAUUUCCUUUUUGUUUUAAAAAAGUUGAAAAAUAAGUGGGUUAAAUAACCCUGUAAUGAAAUGGCUUCAUUUACCCUAAAGAAUUUCUGUAUGUGAUUUGUUUUCUCAGUCGUGGAGCUGAUAAGCCGUGGACAGAUUUGAUGCUGGUAUAAGUUCUGCACUGUUGCUUCACGUGGGUUCUGCUGAAAUCUGAAGGCAUUCACUCAGUGCUCAGUUUGGCUUUUUCAUUUUGUAGAAUAUGAUGUCAGUGUAUCUGUUGAUAUAAAUUAUUUGUUCCUUAUGGGAGAUUGUUGUUUUAGCAGCUGCAAAAAAAAACAUUGGUCCAUAAGCUGUUGAGAUGUUUGAUCGGUGAAUGAAGCUCGACAAUGUUCCAUUUUGUUGUGUGAAUAAAUGUAGCUUGUGUAGUUCAGACUGGUUGACUUGCAAAGCAAACAGAAGUUUAUAUGUAUAUGUGAUUUCUUAUAUUUUGUGUACUAAUACAUAUUGAAUGUAAAUUGUAAAGCCUCAUUAAAGUUAUCAAACU